Cyphellophora europaea CBS 101466 is the source of this 1599-nucleotide messenger RNA. RefSeq lists its product as uncharacterized. The coding region runs from base 1 to 1599 and encodes 532 amino acids. Lineage: Eukaryota; Fungi; Ascomycota; Eurotiomycetes; Chaetothyriales; Cyphellophoraceae. Gene Ontology annotation, cellular component: cytoplasm. The record is from RefSeq and is a predicted model, not a curated record. The transcript is spliced from 2 exons.
AUGGCUGAUCCCACAUUGUACCUUUACACCUCGCUUACUGCCGGCUCCUCGCACAUCAUCACCGCAACAUCUCGUCUUGAGACCAUACUGAAAGCAAAUAAGAUUCCUUUCAGAGCGCUUGACUGCGCAACAGACGAGAAAGCACGCACUACAUGGAGCAGGAGGUCGAAAGGAAGAAAGCUCCCCGGCCUUGUCAAGUUUGGCCAGGUGAUUGGCGACCUUGAACAGAUCGAGGAAUGGAACGAGUUUGGAGAGCUCCACGACCAGCUAGAUUCUGUUGAUGACUUUUUCGAAGACCCAGGCGCAGCUGCCAACCCGAACACGAUCAGCUUACGCCCUGAACCUGGUCCAGGAGUUGCCAAUAAACUCACACCCAUUCAGCCAGGUCCCGGCAGGAAACCAGAUCAGACUGCUACUUCGAAUGCCUCAUCUCGAGCCUCCUCCGAGUCACGGCAUAUCUCGAUCUCGGAGCCUGCUGCAAAGGAUAGAGAGGCAAAGAGUCCACAGCCCGCAUCAGAAAAUCCCAUGACAAUGACUAUGCGGCAGCUGGGAGCCGAAGCAGCUGCGAAGGCAAAGGAAGCUUCGAGAAAGACCUCGGGAACUACACCUAAAGCCGUUCCAACUCCGUUGUCCACUGAGCAGCCAGCGACGGAGGUGGCCCCGACUGUCACUCCUACAUCAGCCAAAGAACGCGAAAGUAGUGAUCCUAGCCAGGAACCUGAGGUAACUGCAGCGAAAACCCCGGCACAACUGGCCGCCGAAGGAGCGAAAAGAACUAGCAUUGACAAAAUUGAAUCAAAGUCUGUUACCCCAACUUCGCCAACUUCCGCCAGGGCAACAACAGCCGAAACAAACGAGGAGGUCUCGGAACCGGCAGUCACGAGUGCUACAAAGAGCACGGAAGAACAAGUGCUCGAUCUGAGAAGACAGAGUACACAAGUCGAACAGCCUUCAAGACUUCAUGAGUCCAUAUCAGCAGAGCCAGAUGAUGAGGUUGCGGGCAAGUCAGACCAAUCUGAGGUCAUGGCGGAGGUGGCGGCAACGAAGACCGCAACGCUUCCCGAUAGCACCGAUGUGACAACGUCAAAAGCAGCACCGGACAAGGAUACGGAUAGUGGGAAAGUUGACACUUCUCCAAGUACAGAAGCUUCGGCGGAACAAGACGCUGCCGAUCCAAAGAUCACUCCCGCAACCGGUGCCACACACGAAUCCAAGCCGAAGGACCUACCUGUCCAGCCAUCGCCUGUCAACUCCGAAGAGCCCUUAGAUUCAGCAGCCUCCCCUGACGCCACACCACAUUCACUUCCUCAGCCACGCUCACACCGCGGCUCAUCUGUAGAAAUUGCAGACAGGGCCGAAGUUCAGAAAAUUGAAGAGCAGAUCAAAAUCGAGGAGCAUCCUGACGAAGACGAGGUUGCAAUUGCCGAAGAUGAUGCUCCUUCCACUUCCCCUGAGAAGAAGGACGAGACAACAACGCCCACGAAAGCUCGACCGGCGGCAGCAGACACCAAGGCUGGUGCCGAUGCGAAGGAGAGUGACAAGCCACAGGACACAGCGGCGAAAGACCCGGAGGCUGCUGCGAAAACAGUUCAAGAUUGA